GUUAAAAUUUUGUUGUGUCUGGUUUCCUAGAGCGGAAAGUUGCAAAAUAUUAAGUUAUUUUUAUACUUUUAUAGAAAAAGUUAACAAACAAAAUAAACCGCAAUUAAAAUUAGUGUAAACAGCAACAAUGGCAGAUCUUAAGAAUGACGUUGAUAGCGAUUUGGAUCAAAAUUACUCCUUGAGCAGUAAUGCAGAUCCGAAAAAUAUGCAGGAAUUGACAAUAUAUGUACAAAACCUGCUACAAAAUGUACAAGACAAAUUCCAAACAAUGUCGGAUCAAAUAAUCACACGCAUCGAUGAUAUGGGCAAUAGAAUAGAUGAUUUGGAGAAAAGCAUUGCGGAUUUGAUGAAUCAAGCUGGCGUUGAAGGUCCAGAAAAGUAAAACAUACAAAUUUUGGUGCGGCAUGUUAGCAUAGAUAUACAUCUGUCCAUGAAGGGUACACUUAAACAUUGCUCAUUAAUUUACAAUUUGUCACUGGAACACAAAUAUUUAUAUGUAUUCCAAACCAAACCAUGUAUUAAUGCACAUACAUACAUAUACACCGCAUUGAAGUCGAUCUCCACAAAUACGCACGAAAAGCAACAUUCAAUGCUGAUAAGAAUUGGCUAAACAAAACACAAAACGUUUUAUUAAGUUCAUUAUCUUAAAUAAGUAAAUGAAAAAAUAAUAAUAAUAUAUAAGGUAAGAUUUUAAAAUUUUUGUUACAAA
Molecule: messenger RNA, 709 nt
Organism: Bactrocera latifrons
Lineage: Eukaryota; Metazoa; Arthropoda; Insecta; Diptera; Tephritidae
Product: heat shock factor-binding protein 1
Exons: 2
Coding region: 128-382 (84 amino acids)
Biological process (GO): cellular heat acclimation
Cellular component (GO): nucleus; cytosol
Molecular function (GO): transcription corepressor activity
Source: RefSeq, a predicted model, not a curated record